Molecule: messenger RNA, 1644 nt
Organism: Miscanthus lutarioriparius
Lineage: Eukaryota; Viridiplantae; Streptophyta; Magnoliopsida; Poales; Poaceae
Source: the annotation of a GenBank genome assembly
AUGGAGCAGGGGAGGAAUCAGCAUCAGCUGUCGAGUCCGCCUGUUUUGGCCGCCGCGAGCGAGACGAAGGCUCCUGCGGUGUCUUCGCAGCAGCCCAAGCCGGCGGCCCCCGUGAUGCCGGCGCCUAGACAGUGGCCGAUAGCCUUCAACCCCCUGAAGCCUUCCACAGAAGUGAAAAGUGUUACUCCAAAGAAAAAGAAGCAUUGUAAUUGUAGAAACUCAAAAUGUUUGAAGAUGUACUGUGAAUGCUUUCAAGAACUUCAAUACUGUGAUGGAUGCAACUGUUCAAAUUGUGGAAACAUUGUUGGGAAUGAGAAUGCCAGAAACGAAGCAAUUGAGGCAAUUCGUCAACGUAACCCGUCUGCUUUUCAACCUAAAAUUGAAAAUGGCCCAAAUACACUCAAUGUUCGAAAGGAUAAUUCUGGAGCAGUGCCUCUUGUAGCAAAGCACCACAAAGGUUGUCAUUGCAAGAAGUCAGGAUGCCUAAAGAAGUACUGUGAAUGCUACCAAGCAAAUGUUUUUUGCUCCAAAAAUUGUAGAUGCAUGCACUGUAAAAACUCUGAAGGAAAUGAAGACACAGAAACUUCAAUUCAUAGGGACCAUGCAUCUGACAGAAAUCACAUUCAACAAGCAGCUAAUGUAGCAUUCAAUGGUACUGUUGGAUCAUCAGGAUAUAUCUGUUCUCUGAGUAGAAAAAGAUCCCAUGAAGAUGCCCUAGGUGUUAGGAUAAAUUCUGAAGGAAGCAUGCCAAAGACACAAUAUCAACAGGGUAACCAUGCAGAUGUUUCACUGCUUGCACCCUGUUCCACAGGAUUUGAUAGACACAAUGCUGCCAAUUCUAAAUCAAAUAACCCAAUCUACAGGUCUCCACUAGCAAACACCAUCCACCUCAGGGAGGUCCAUGAUUUAGUCAAGCAAUUGGUGAUGGUUUGCAGAAUGGCUGCAGCAACAGUAGCUGAUAAUGAAAUUGAUUUGAUUGCAGAAGAGAAGGGAUUCCAGUCAAAUAACGGGUUAAACAAUGGUAACUGCAAACAGCAGGACUUCAAAGAAGCCUCCUCAACGGACAUCCUUAGCAAAGGAUUUAGUCAUCAACCGAACAUCAAUGAAAUGGGCUCCCAUUGGUCUGAAACUUCGAAUGUUUCUAGGCCUGCAUCUCCAACAACACAAGCACUAAUGUGUGAUGAACAAAAUACCACAUUUGGAAAUGAGCCUGCAUCUCCAACAACACAAGCACUAAUGUGUGAAGAACAGAAUACCACAUUUGGAAAUGAGCCUGCAUCUCCAACAACACAAGCACUACUGUGUGAAGAACAGAAUACUACAUUUGGAAAUGAUUAUAGAAGUUCAUUUCCUUUGGUUUCGCGUGAUCAAGAUAUUUCUGAGAUAAAUGCUGCGCAAGAAAACCUAGUAUUGACUGGGCUACGACAGUAUCUCUGUGAAAUUAUCAAACGUGGAAGAACAAAUGAACAAUCCUCAUUAGAGGCAGCAAUGGAAUUGGAUGCCAGACAGCAUCAUGGAGCACCACCUGCUUUGUUUGCAGUAGAAGCUGAAGAAAACUUUCCUUCUUCAAGCACUAUUGAAACCCCAAGAACUAAUCAACAACCUACACCAAAUGGUGGAUCGAAAGAUAGCAUUGGAAGCUAA